This is a messenger RNA of Cinclus cinclus, 919 nucleotides long. RefSeq names its product myelin protein zero like 1 (gene MPZL1). The transcript is spliced from 6 exons. NCBI's taxonomy places the organism in Eukaryota, Metazoa, Chordata, Aves, Passeriformes, Cinclidae. Gene Ontology annotation, cellular component: membrane; cell surface; focal adhesion. The record is from RefSeq and is a predicted model, not a curated record.
AUGCGCGGCGGCCCCGUCUUAGCGCUGGUUCCGUAGAAUCCAUUAGCUUGGAAAAUAUCCCCGAGAUCAUGGAGCCCGCCCUGGGAGCCGGCGCCGCCGUGGGUUCUUCGCUCCGGGAAUGCGGGUGGCGUUUGCUGGGAGAGCCACGGGGCGACCGAAGAGUGGGGACGCUGGGGUUGCGUCCAAGUAUCAGCAGUAGAGGUCGACACCCCGGAGGAGAUGUUUGUGGAGAACGGGACGGACGCAAAGCUCCCAUGCACAUUCACAUCCGUGGAAGUGAUCAGCAGUGCAGCAUCUGUCUCCUGGAGCUUUCAACCAGAGGGAGCAGCCACUCGUAUCUCAUUUUUCUAUUACUCUAAUGGGAAGUCAUACCCUGGAAAAGACAUACCAUUUAAAGACAGGAUCACUUGGGCUGGAGAUCUUAACAAGAAAGAUGCUUCUAUCACUAUAUCAAACAUGCAGUUCCGGGACAACGGCACGUACAUUUGUGAUGUCAAGAACCCACCUGACAUUGUUGUCAAACCAGGAGAAAUCCGAGUUAGAGUUGUGGAGAAAGACAGCCUGCCUGCGUUCCCCAUUGCCACCGUGGCAGGGAUAGCCAUCGGUACGGUUACAGGUCUCUCAUCGCUCAUCUCUAUUGUCGUGUGUCUUGUCAUCAGAAAGAACAACUCUAAAAAACGAUACUCUGGCUGCAGUACCUCUGAGAGCUUGAUGUCUCCGGUUAAGCAGGCUCCGCAGAAGGCGCCCUCCGACACAGAGGGCCUGGUAAACAGCGUGCCCGCCAGAUCGCACCAGGGCCCAGUCAUUUACGCGCAGUUAGAUCACUCCGGGGGACAGCACAGCGACAAGAUCAACAAGUCAGAGUCUGUGGUCUACGCUGACAUUCGGAAGAACUGAGAUCCUCAGCUAGCCAAAGGAC